UUGCUGUCAUCUUGGCUAGGUUAUCUGAUAUCUGUGAAAAUUUGAAAAUUAUCGUUUAGAUAAAUUCAAAUUAUUGUUAAUUUACCAUUCAUACAAUGGCUAGCUUCGCAGAAAUUCACCAAAAUGGUAUAAUUGAUAACCAUAACUCGAAUAACUCUGUAUUCAAGGAAAAUACACACCAGACUGAUAUAGAACAGAUUUUAAAAAUUGAGUACAGUAGGUACGUUAGAAAUAAAAUUCUAUAUGAAUGUUUAGUAGAUUCUGCAGAUGAAUUAGACCCUGAAAUGGCAAAGAAACUUGAAUGUAUCAUAAAUGAUAUCAAGUUGAAACAAUAUCUGAAGUUGGAGAAUCAAAGUUUGCUAGGGUUAACUCUAAAAAAUGAAGAAUUAACUUUUCAACAAGGAGAAGAAUUGAAAUCUGUUCUGCAAAAAAUGCUGUGGGAGAGAAAGUGUAGAAUAACUGGGGAAUUCAAAAGUAUUACAUCUAUAGACCUAGAUCAAGCAGUUAAUGCACAAAAACGAACACCAUCUUUACACGAUUUAUAUCUGACUCAGAAGGAUCAAUCUGUUAUUUCUCAUAAAGAAAAAUUAGUAAAAGCACAAGAAUCAUUCAUGAAAAAUGUGGUUAUUAGAAGUCAGCUAUUAGAAGAAAUGCUUGAUCUCCGGUUGAAUAAAGUUCCUGAAAUGUGCCAUCAGACAAAUCGGUACUGUAAAGCUAUGAUUGAAAGUAAUUACUUAAAAGCAAAGAUUGCAGAGUACAAAAUGAAACUAGAUAUUUUCAUGGAAAUUCCCAAAGCAAUAGAAGCUUAUCAUCAGCUGCUGAAGGAUAUCAAGAAGCAGCAAGAAGAGUGUGAGUUGAGUAUUGAAAAAAUGAAGGAAAUGAAAGGGAAAUAUGAAAAUGUGAGCGGAAGAGAAUAUGAUGAGAUUUUGAAAUCAUAUUUGAUGUAUAAACGUUCUAUUGAUGAAUUGAAUAAAAUGUACGAAUUAGUCAAGUGAUUCAAAUGGCCACAUAAUUGAUGUAGAACAUAUGAUCGAUGUUGAUGCAUUGUUAAAAACCCAGCUUUAAUGAAAACUAGCUCCUUUUGUAAUGAGCUAAUUGAUCCUGGGAAUGAUCUUGAUGAGGAUUUAUAAACAAUCAUUCUCAAAUGAUCUUGUUAUCAGUUUUCAAGAAUUAUAUUAUUUUCGAAUAAAA
Coccinella septempunctata (seven-spotted ladybird) is the source of this 1191-nucleotide messenger RNA. RefSeq lists its product as uncharacterized. Lineage: Eukaryota; Metazoa; Arthropoda; Insecta; Coleoptera; Coccinellidae. The transcript has a single exon. Bases 96 to 995 code for a protein of 299 amino acids. The record is from RefSeq and is a predicted model, not a curated record.